Haliotis rubra (blacklip abalone) is the source of this 2333-nucleotide messenger RNA. Its product is annotated as cyclin-dependent kinase 8-like. Gene Ontology annotation, biological process: protein phosphorylation. Gene Ontology annotation, molecular function: RNA polymerase II CTD heptapeptide repeat kinase activity; ATP binding; cyclin-dependent protein serine/threonine kinase activity. The record is from RefSeq and is a predicted model, not a curated record. NCBI's taxonomy places the organism in Eukaryota, Metazoa, Mollusca, Gastropoda, Lepetellida, Haliotidae. Gene Ontology annotation, cellular component: mediator complex; nucleus.
UCGAAGAACAUCACUGACAGGAACCGCGGCUUCUAUCAAUGGAAAACCCGGACGUAUGAUGGACUACGAUUUUAAAGUGAAGACAGCCAAUGAACGUGCCAAAGUAGAAGAUUUAUUCGACUACGAAGGAUGUAAAGUUGGUAGAGGGACUUACGGCCAUGUGUACAAAGCAAAGCGGAAAGACGGUGAUGGCCGGGAGUAUGCCCUCAAGCAGAUUGAAGGAACGGGUAUAUCAAUGUCAGCAUGCAGAGAGAUAGCACUGCUACGAGAGUUGAAGCAUACCAAUGUGAUAAGUCUACAGAAAGUGUUCCUCCACACAGACAGAAAAGUCUGGCUACUGUUUGACUACUCAGAACAUGAUCUUUGGCACAUCAUCAAAUUUCACCGGUCUGCUAAGGCCAACAAGAAGGUGGUUAAUGUGCCAAAGAACAUGGUGAAGUCACUCCUCUUCCAGAUUCUAGAUGGGAUCCACUACCUCCAUGCUAACUGGGUGCUACACAGAGAUCUGAAACCAGCCAAUAUCCUUGUCAUGGGAGAAGGGACUGAACGAGGCAGAGUGAAAAUAGCUGACAUGGGUUUCGCCAGAUUAUUUAACUCUCCCUUGAAACCCCUUGCUGACCUUGACCCUGUUGUUGUGACCUUCUGGUACAGAGCACCGGAACUUCUACUCGGGCCGCGGCAUUACACAAAGGCAAUAGAUAUCUGGGCAAUAGGUUGUAUAUUUGCUGAGCUUUUGACGUCAGAACCAAUUUUCCACUGUCGGCAGGAAGACAUCAAAACCAGCAACCCAUACCAUCAUGAUCAGCUAGAUAGGAUAUUCAAUGUGAUGGGCUUCCCACAAGAUAAAGAUUGGGAAGAUAUACGAAAAAUGCCAGAACAUCAACAGUUGCUUAAAGACUUUAAGAAGACCUCGUAUGUGAAUUGUAACUUAAUGAAGUAUAUGGAGAAACACAAGGUGAAGUCGGACAGCAAAGCAUUCCAUUUGUUACAGAAGUUGUUGACGAUGGACCCGACCAAGAGGAUAACCUCAGAACAAGCCAUGAAGGACCAGUACUUCCUGGAGGAGCCGCUCCCAUCACAAGAUGUGUUUGACGGGAUGAGCAUUCCCUAUCCAAAACGUGAGUUCAUCUCCGACGACGACAACGAUGACAAGGCUGAUACAGGGAAGAUGGCUGACAAGGUGAAGCUUGGUGCUGGGCAGAAAGUGUACAAAGUACAGGGUGGUCACAAAUUCUAUCACAUGCAAGCAAACAACUGUCUACAGUACCCAUCUCAAGCUGGGCAGGCUGACCAAUCAUCUGGACACAAUCAACCACCGGCCAAGAAAGUCCGAGUUAUGCCACCUUCAACAACAAGCAGUAAUAUGGUUCACAACAUGCACGGCCAACAACAGCAAGGCAUGGCCUUCUCCACCAACAACACCCAGACAUCCUCGUCAGGAUCAACCUACAUGGGAAGAUACUGACGCUUGCUGCAGGGACAACAUGAACAACACAAGCCAGCGGUUCUUCCAGGUAGCUGUACCUGCUUCAGAAGGGAUGGGAGCAGGAGAUGCUUUGCUGCUUCAUACAUGAUGUUGUGGUCCCACCUUGUUUAGGGAGCAUAGUUCUACAUCAUUGGUGCAUUCCUUCUGUAUGGAUCAGUUCAACAUGCUGGGGUUAUUUCAGAUAUCUGAUUUUUGUGUCACACUUUCACAAGCACACAACGAAAGCCUGUAGAUGUUAUGCAGUGAUUUCUGAACACAGAUUUCAACAAUAAUUAAUUAUCAGCAAUCUCAUCUCCAGGAUAUCUUAUAUCAGUUCUGCAUUUAAGGGUACAUUUAAUUUGAAUAAUACAAGAAUCUGUGGAAUAUCUUAACAAGAAAGAGAAUGUUUUUGCUGAAAAAGUGUUCCCCUUCCACAUUUAUUAUCCUUUGCUAUUAUUGAUAUGUGAUCAACACUAUUUCUGUACUUUAAAAUGUCUUUAAAUUAUUAUAUAUAUCUACUUUACUUUUAAAGGUAAUAUCAUUUGUCCCACUGGCACAGGUCUUUCUUUGAAAGCAUACUUCAUUAAUGUAUUCUGGACGGAGUAUUUCAAUGGGAAAGGUCCAUAUGGACCCAAAGGAACAGUACUUAGUAUCUGUGAUUCAUAUGUCCACGAAUUUGAGACAAUUCUCAAUCUGCAUUGUGUAGUGGUGGAUAGUUUGCUUCCCAUCUUGCUGUUUGUUCAUUCAAUGUGAGAAGUGAAGCAAGGUGUCUCUUACAAGGGACUAUGCUCCACCACAUGGUGGGGAUAUCAGCAGGUGGUAGUGCAAGAUUGACAUACAGGAUUUGGACAACAAGGUCACAGGAAAA